Molecule: messenger RNA, 1005 nt
Organism: Emericellopsis cladophorae
Lineage: Eukaryota; Fungi; Ascomycota; Sordariomycetes; Hypocreales; Bionectriaceae
Exons: 1
Coding region: 1-1005 (334 amino acids)
Source: RefSeq, a predicted model, not a curated record
AUGAUGCACAAAUUCAUCAUCCUCUUGACGGCCUUCCCGGCUGGCCUUCUCAUUCUUCUGCUCUACUCAAGAAUGAGCACGUCAGUGGAACAAGCCUCUCCUCCACCCCCGCCCUUUCAGCACGUCUCGAGACACACGCACGACAAGGACCUCGAUGCGAGGUUAUCGAGAGCCGAGGCUAUAUGGAGGCAAGCGGCCCAAGAUCGCAAGGUCAUGGCCGAGCAGAUGGGCUACAACCGAAAGUUUCCCGAUGGCUACAUCAAUCCUUACCAUGUUUGGGACUUUGCCCGACCGAGCUUCUCCUGUCCUCAUGAACUGGAGAGGGUCGGCAAGCUGGGAGACGGUGGUAAAGUAGUGUGCGGGAUGAGUCGUUACGAGAAGGAAAGCCCAGGGCCUUCGGUGGUCGAUAAUCCAAACAGGGAGCUUGUCAUCUACUCUUUUGGCGUGAGUAGGGAUUCCACUUUUGAGGCCGCGAUGCUACGGCGUACGAACGCGCGCAUCUGGGGUUAUGACUACAGCGUCAACCAUUGGGGUGAGGGCAUCCCGAAUGAAGGCCAUUCGAGAGCAAACUUCACCAAGAUGGGCAUCGGCAAAACCACUCACCUGGAUUGGAAACCCCCCAUGUCUACAAUUCACGACCUCAUGAAGUUCAAUGGUCACACCUUUAUCGAUAUUGUCAAGAUGGAUAUCGAGGGUGCAGAGUUCGACGCUCUAGCAUCUGUGAUCCAGUCUGUCCUCGAGGGGGGCUUGCAGCAUGGCAAUGCAUCGCUUCCUUUCGGGCAGCUACUCCUCGAGGUGCACUUUAUGAAAGAGCCGAAAGGAUUCAGCAUUCCACAGGAUCCAUCGUCGUGGCUGACAUGGUGGGCAUCGUUGGAGAAGAUGGGCCUGAGGCCAGUAAACAACGAGGAUAAUUGGAUUGGGGAUGCGGUGCAUGGGAAGCCGAGAUUCAUGGAGUACACAUUGAUUAACGUCUUUGAGAGGGACAGAAACAUGCUGCUCUGGUAG